CUUUCCCACGUUGACGCUUGAUUAUCACAGUCACCAGCAUAGACCACGAUGGGAAUCAAAGGGUUGAUGAAGUUGCUCACAGAGGAAGCGCCCGGCUGUGUGAAGGAGCUUCAGAUGUCUGCCCUGAGCGGUCGUAGUGUGGCCAUCGACGCUAGUAUGGCGCUCUACCAGUUCCUAGUCGCGGUCCGAAGCAACGGCGAGCACGGCGGCGCCGCCCAAAUGCUGACAAACGACGCGGGUGAGGUCACGUCCCACAUCCAAGGCAUGUUCAAUCGCACGAUCCGACUGAUGGAGAAUGGACUCAAACCUGUCUACGUGUUCGACGGCAAACCGCCCGUGCUGAAGGGCGGCGAACUUGCCAAACGCACCGAACGACGGCAAAUCGCACAAGAGAGCUUGAAAACGGCGACGGAGGAAGGAAACGUCGAGGAUAUUGAAAAAUUCAACAAGCGCCUCGUGCGCGCAACUCCCCAACACAACGACGACUGCAAGGAGCUCCUCACUCUCAUGGGUGUGCCCUUCGUCAACGCUCCAUGCGAGGCCGAAGCCACGUGCGCCGCGCUGGCGAAACACCACAAGGUGUUUGCGUCUGGCACCGAAGACAUGGACGUCAUGACGUUUGGCACGCCCGUGCUCUUUCGUCGUCUGACCAUUGCCGCCAGUCGAAAGCUGCCAAUCUUGGAGAUCAAGCUCGACAAAGUGCUAGAGGAACUCGACCUCACGUACGACCAGUUUGUUGACCUGUGCAUCUUGUGCGGGUGCGACUACUGCGACACGAUUCGCGGCGUCGGGCCCAAGAAGGCGCUGUCGGCGAUCAAGGAGCAUAAGACGAUCGAAACGUACGUGGCGCAUUUGCAGCAGCACCCAAGCAAAGGGAUCACGAUCCCGGACGAGUGGCUGGGCGACGACGCAAUCUACAAGCAGGCCCGCGCCAUGUUCCUCGAGCCCGACGUGAUCGACAUGGCGGAUGUCGACAUUAAGUGGAAAGACCCGAACGUGGACGAACUGCGUCAAUUUCUCGUCGACAAGCACGGGUUCAACGGCGACCGCGUCAUGAACGCGAUCGAGAAACUGAAGAAGGCCAAGACGUCGCACGCCCAGCAGCGCAUGGAAAACUUCUUUACCGUCAUCCCGUCCGACAAGGCCUCCAUGAAGCGCAAGGCGGACGACAAGAAGGGCGCCAAGGCAAAAGCGAGCGCCGCCGCCGCGAAACGGGGCAGAAAAAAGUAGUCCAAAUACAGUGUUAGGGUGGGUCUUGUCAUGGUCGCUAUCGCGCUGGGAGCCAACACGCCUUGCGCAGUCGCUGAUCCAAGUCGAGGAAAGAGAACCCUAA
Messenger RNA from Aphanomyces invadans, 1333 nucleotides. RefSeq lists its product as hypothetical. Gene Ontology annotation, molecular function: 5'-flap endonuclease activity; DNA binding; 5'-3' exonuclease activity. Bases 49 to 1230 code for a protein of 393 amino acids. The transcript has 5 exons. The record is from RefSeq and is a predicted model, not a curated record. Lineage: Eukaryota; Oomycota; Saprolegniomycetes; Saprolegniales; Verrucalvaceae.